CGCGUUUUAUUGAAUACUUUCUCCACCGAUGCUCUUGUGUUGCUGCAAAAUAACACAAUGUAGCGCAUUAAUUGUGAGAUUUUGAUGUCAUCAUUUGUUUUUGAAGAAGAUAAUUGUAUUAUUUAGUUUAUAAUUGGUAGAGAAUCAAAAUGCCCACCAUCAAAUUAAAGAAAGCUACGGCUGAUUAUAUAGCAGAAAAGGAAAGAGAAAAAGAAAAGGAUUCCAAAACCAAAGAAAAAAGUAAACCUGCCGAGAGAUCAUACAAAACAGAAUUAAAGAAACUAGAUGGAGAAGUGUUAUUUGAAAAAAGGAAGAGAGUACUGCCUGUUGCAGAGCAGACGCUGCAUGAUUGGAUUGAUGGCCAUCUUGAAUCUAAAUCAGGAGUACGUUUAACUCUACCAAGAUUAUAUGAAUUUUAUGGUACCAGUUGUUUAGAAGACAGUAAACCAGUUCUAGAUCUUGAUGAUUUUUCUAAGGCAUUGAAAGACAAAUUUGGCAAAGAGUUUGCAUUUAAAGCGACAUCCCCACUGAAGGAUUUGGUAAAAGAAAUAAAAAUAGACUCCAUAAAGAAGGUGAAACAUGAAGCUGGUAAAAAGAGGAUGAUUGAGGUCAUUCAAGAAGUUCUUAUUGGACUUGGAAAUCCUAAUGCAGGAGUACGUUUUCAGAGAUUAUUAUCAGCUGUUGCUGAAAAGCAUCCAGGAUUGAGUAUUGGCUUACGACCAAAUGCUCUAUUACGUCAUAUUGAUAAUGAUUUCUAUCAAAAGAAAGUGUCUUUGGUAAAGGGAGUAGGUAAAUGUGGAUAUUAUCGAGUACCAGGUCAUGAAGAAACUAUCAUUGGUGAUGAUGAAAAAGAAAAUGAAGAUGGAAAGACUGUAGAAAAUGGUGAAGAUGAAGGAGAAACACCUAGUAAAAGAGGAAGGAAGAAAAAGACAAAACCAGAAGGUACAGAGGAAGACAAUGAUGAAAAGAAGGAAGGAGAAGGAACAGACGACAAAGAUGGUGAAAAGAAAAAGAAGAAAAAAAAGUCUGGUGGCUUUGUUUGUAAACCAAUAGACCCAAGUGAUAUAGAUCAUAUUAAUCCCAGACACAUAGAAGAUACUUUCCCCCUAGCUAUAACCUAUUCCAGUGAACCCAAGUCAUCUACGUUUGCUAGAAUGAAGAAAUAUGUAGAGCGGUAUUAUCCUGAAGUUGAUAUUGAAAGAAGCUUGCGUCCAGCACUAGAGAAAGGAUUAAAGUUAGGUAUAUGGGAACAUGUGAAUAGUAAUUAUCUCUUGAAUAUUGAAGAAUUUGAUCCCAAUCUUAAAGAUUCUGUGGAUGAUGUUAUCUGUGCUGCUAUCAUAGCUACAACAGAACCAAAGGUAGCUUCAGCAAGAGCUAUCAAACAAUAUGUACAAGAUUAUCAUGCUGAGUUUAAUAUAGACAGUCAUCCUAACAAAUUUAAAUUUGCUCUGGAAAAAGGUGUUCAGAAAACCAUCAUAAGACAAGUUUCUGGUUUAGGAGCAACUGGUUCUUAUCAACUGAUGAUUCCAUUUACACCAUCACCUGCAUUGUUAGCUGGUGAUGAAGAUAAAGCUGAGAUAGAAACCAUCUUAGCAAGUGAUAGAUAUGAAGAGAAUUAUGUUGUUAGACCUACCAAAUCUGGUCGUAACAAAUCACCAGUAAAACGAACCCCAUCGAAAGGCAGAAACACAGACACUAAAAAAACAGAGAAGAAAUUGGCAAAGAAAAUGGCAGCUGGAAUCGUUAAAAAGGUCAAAAAAGCACCAAAGGGGAAGAAAAGAGGAAGAAAAUCUAUUGAAUCUGAAGAUGAUGAUGAGGAGGAGGAAGAAGAAGAAGAGGAAGUUCCCAAGAAACCCACCCCUGCUAAAAAGGCAAAAACAUCACCUAGGAAAAGUCCAGCUAAAAGUCCAGCUAGAAGUCUAGCUAAAAGUCCUGUUAAAGCUAAAGGUCGUAGAAGCAGAACUACUGAAGCAGAAGUUGAUGUUGAAGAAACACGUCCAUUGAAAAAGAGAAACAGAAAUACACCAAAAAGGAAUGAUCGCGGCAUUGUUGAGAAAUCUUCACGCACAUCUCGUGGAAAAUCUUUAUCAUCUUAUAAAGAAGCUGUAGAAUCAGAUGUAGAUGAAUCUGAUGCUGAACGUGAGGAACCAGUGAAAAAAAGAUCUAAGUCUAGAAGAUAAAUAUAAUUGUUCAUUGUUUACGAUUCAACUGUAUUCAAAUUAUAAUUCAUAUAGUCCAAUUGUUAGUUAUAUUUUACGUUGCUAUUUGUUAUAUUUUUGUCAGAAUAGGAAGAAAUUUUACUAGCUUCACUAUAUGCCUUUUAUAUAGAAAAUCUUUCAUUGAAAUAAUGAGAUUUUACAAAGUGUACAGAAAAUUUUAUAUGUUUUAGAUUCAUGUUUGGACAAUUUUGUUACAUUUUAGUAUUCUCAUUGACUGCUGCAUUUUUUUUUAUUCUUUUUGUUUAAUUGUGUCUGAAUUUUGCCCUCAAAAUUUAAAUCAAUAUUUGAUAAUUAUCAUUUAUUUUUAUCACCAUUUCAUUGCAAUAUUUUAUAUGAAAAUGUAAUUACAGUCAGGGGUUCAGAUAUUCUCGUUUUCUGCAUUUGUAUAGUCAACUAUGUCUGAUUAAACUACUAAUUAUCAUCCAUUAUUUCUCAUUUCAUUUAACAUCACCAGACUGAAUGUAUUACUUCUAUUCAAUAGAUUUGUAUCCAUCAUAAUUCAGAGAUUUUAAAAUUGUUUCCAAAUUUUUUAUUGUUUUAUUCAGAGAUUAUUUUUAAAGAAUUUGAGUUUUAUUUAGGAUUAUAAUAAAGACAUACAAU
Lottia gigantea (owl limpet) is the source of this 2819-nucleotide messenger RNA. RefSeq lists its product as hypothetical. Gene Ontology annotation, cellular component: nucleosome. Lineage: Eukaryota; Metazoa; Mollusca; Gastropoda; Lottiidae. Gene Ontology annotation, molecular function: DNA binding. The record is from RefSeq and is a predicted model, not a curated record. The coding region runs from base 150 to 2180 and encodes 676 amino acids. The transcript is spliced from 11 exons. Gene Ontology annotation, biological process: nucleosome assembly.